Anopheles darlingi is the source of this 7200-nucleotide messenger RNA. RefSeq names its product coiled-coil domain-containing protein AGAP005037. The transcript has 20 exons. The record is from RefSeq and is a predicted model, not a curated record. Bases 1088 to 4408 code for a protein of 1106 amino acids. Gene Ontology annotation, cellular component: cytoplasm. NCBI's taxonomy places the organism in Eukaryota, Metazoa, Arthropoda, Insecta, Diptera, Culicidae.
AAUAUUGUUGAUAAACGUUGAUUAUUGGAGCAAAUGGCAUCCUUGCUGGCUUCAGUCUCUAGGAUAAUAAUCAAAGGGCAUGCGCGGCGCCGAUACAUAGACGGAUAGAUAAAAGGAGGGGAAUAUUGUGAAAUGAAGAAGCUCAAUGAAGUUGGUGCCAUCGCUAGCAUAAGUUGGGUGGACAUUUUCACUGGUAGGUGUUUUUAAUUUCGAAGGAGAGCGUUUUUAAGUCAUUAGGGAUAUUACGGAUUAUUACCGUUGGUUGAUGUAACAAAAAACAGUCUUUAUGUUGCGUUUGUAGGACCUUUUUUAUUAAUUAUCGCCAAAUGUGGCCAUUCCUCUAUAUAAUACAAGAGUAAAAAACGCGAUUGCCACAGAAUAUGGUGAUGCUGGAGAAAUUAUUUUGAAGCAUUAGUGUGUCACUGUGAAAUGAUCUGUAAAAUGCAAUUCUUCCGACAGAUAUCCCAUACUGUUUAUAAGUUUGCGAAAUGUAGUGCAGGGGAUGUAUGAUGCCGUGUUCAGAUAUACGAUUUUUUUUUAUAAAUUAUUUGGCCGAUUGUUUCUUCCCGGUUAUACCGGCUUGAAAGUUUGCCAUCAUAUAUAACUGUGCAUAACAUACCCAAUUAAAAAUACAUAAUGGUGUGGUGCCUCCUCAGGAAAGUUCUGUACUGAGAAUCUGUUUUUGAAUUGAAAAAUGUUGCUUCCGCAUCAAGGUUUUUAGUUGAAUGAUUAAAGAUAAAGCCUUUUCGUAGAGUUUUUGCAGUCGUACACAUUUGUGAGUACAUACAAUAGACAGUGUACUAUCACUGGCAUUGCGGGCCCAUGAUAUAUGAGGAUGUGAGAGUGUCCGGAGAAUGUCUUCUUAGGAUAAAGAACAUAGAUUAACACGGAAAAGUGCAGAAAACGUUUUCAUCGAAAUAGCAGAUAUCUAUGGAAGCACAUCCCACUAUUGAAUUAUUCUUAUUCGUUUGAAAUUGACAAACAUCCUAUCGAGAACUCUGAAAUCGGAAUAAAUAGCGCAUCGGAAUAAACCAGAAAUACAGUGAAAGAGGAAACAUCGUGAGCCCAACCUGACAGUCCGAGGAAAAUGCUUAUCCGGUGGAAAAGUAAAGACAAAAGUGCAUCAUCAACAUCAUCAUCAUCAAGCACGUCCAAGAAGAAAAGGAAAGGACGGGAGCUUGAGGAUGACUGGCAAAAUGAUAAAAGUAACAGAAACCAACCCAACGAUCAAGGAGGAGAUGAUAGGCGACGAUCGGCACGAGGUCGCGAGGAUCCCCGCCGACACACUCUUGGAGGAGAUAUGCUGCAAUAUCAAGCUCAAACGCAGGCGCCGAACAUACAAAGAUCGCUUGACUUUGAGAAUCCACAAAUGCGUGUUUACACCCCAACAAAUCAGGGCCCUCUAUUUGACGAUGAUCCCGGUAUUAUGUCCGAGGCUGAAACGGCUAGUACAGGCUUUCGUCGAGGAGGAAAGCAACGAUCAUCAUUGCCGGUUGUUAGAACGCCUUCCAAAACGCUAGAACGACCCUUGGGACUUGUAUUCCUGCAAUACCGGUCGGAGACGAAGCGAGCCCUGCUGCCUAACGAGAUUACUUCCAUCGAUACAGUACGCGCACUGUUUGUACGUUCCUUUCCUCGUCAGUUGACCAUGCAGUAUCUUGAAGGACCCAAUGUGAAGAUCUACAUACAUGAUUCAAGCAAAGACAUGUUCUAUGAGUUGGAGGAUGUUAGAUCACACCUCCGUGAAAUUCGUGAUAGGUCGGUGUUGCGGCUGUUUGAAUCAAACGAAGUUAGUGCCCCACAAGUACUGCCAGGUGGACAAAAUAUUCCACAGCCACUUCAACCGGCCCCUAUCUCCAGCCAAUGGGAUCAGGAACAGAAUUACUUCAGUGAACCGGAAUUCGACUCAGAAUUUCAGCAUCAGCACAUUCAUAAAAGCAAGCAGCCUACGAAAACCCCAUACUAUGUAGGUACUACCCAAACUUUACCCAGAGGAAUGUAUUCAGACAGAAGCAAAGGAACUAUGGGGGUUUCUUCAAAACCAAUUCGUUCUUAUGGGUCACGCAACAACAUAGCUGCUCCAAUUCCAUACACUACUGAGCAGUUGUACAACAUUCCAGAUGGUUACAUGAGCUCCCCAGAGCGAAGUGGAACAUCAAGGGGGGCUUACGAAGAGCCAUACUAUAGCCAGUAUGGUACUCGUGCUACUACUGUGGCUCCGAUUAUAGAUGAAGAACAAGGGGACAUAUCCAUCGCAGACGACCAGUAUGCUAUGUAUGGUGUGAAAAAUGUCGGCCGCAUUCCUCGAGUUGUACAAAACCAAAUGUAUGAUCAUACAAGAUCUGAAGACCUCCACAGAAUACGCGUCGAACACAUGGAACGGCAGUUAGCAAACCUUACAGGGCUGGUGCAGAAGGCCCUGACUCAAAACCCAACUAUACCAUUAGUUAACAAUAACCCAAAUAUUCUAAACAUCCCUGGACAAUAUCGAAAUGCUGAAACUACUGGAGAUGGUACGAUUUGCACGCGUGACAAACCGCCUAAAUUGGGAAAAUCAACAUGUCAUAAAUCGGUUUCGUUUGAGAAAUCUGUUUCGUUUAGCGACGACAUUCAAGGAGUACCUAAGUCUCAUAGUCCACAACAUUCUGCGGAUUCAAAACCACCAAAACCUGCAAUUAAAUCAUCUACCUUACCAAGAACAUCUUCGCAAGAGCGUGACCGCUUGAAACCUGCACCCCCACCAAAACCCCUAGUUAUGAUUGCAGGCAAUCAGUAUCGUACCGACCUAACACUCGCUCCUGAAGUGUAUAAUCAGUUACGCGGGUUGCAGAAGAAGGCUAUGGAUCUUCGCACGGAUGUGCGUACUCUUCGACGACUAACACAAACACAAGCAGUUGCUGUUCGAGAGGAUAUUAAGGAUACUUUCAUGAGAAUACGUGCUACAUUGCUAUCUAGCACCGGUUUUGUUUGGGGACAAGGCGACAAAGAACUUACGAACCUUACUAGGGAAGAAGAAAUCUAUAAGCAAGAAGUUAUACGAUUGGAGAAAGAUUUAGCGGACUUGGAAUCAUCUGUAGAAGGUUUACGUGGAGAAGUAAUUAAUAGACGAACUCGUGUUAAUAUGGUAGCAGUUGAAGAUAUGGCUUUGGUUCUUAGUCGGGCAAGCAAAACCGUUGCGGAACUGAAAAUGCGAUUUCCAGUAUUACAACAAGGAUUGCGGAAUCUGAUCUCAAGCGAAAUGGACCGUGUUUGUCAAGAAGAAACCUUCCUGAAAGAUGAGCCUGAUCGUUUGGAAAAUGCCCUAAGGCGCUGUAAAAAACUAACUGGAACACUUGUAACACUAAAAAGGCUUGCUAGCGUCCAGGAACAACGCUUACCUGUCCCUGAUACAACAAACACUGAAGAGAUACUGAAACAGCCUGAACCGCACAACAACGUUAAUAAGCCAGUCCCAAGUCCCCGCCUGGGGACAGUCGUUGUCAGUGGAGGAAUCGCCCCAGAAAACGCACUCGAUGCUCUGCUAGAUGAAUUACAAACAUUUGCUAAGCCACCAAAUGGUGUUAACGACCACCGUCCGGACGAUUCCACGUCGGAUGAUAGUUCCCAGACGCUGCAGAAUAGUAUUACGACUAAGACUUCUCAAACACAGCUCUACCCAACGGAAUCCGUUUCAGCAAACGUCGGUCUGCGGCGGCUUCAUUCUUAUCCAAGCGGUUCCGAUACCGAUACGAGCCCACCCCAGCCAAACCGUCCGACAACCGGAAAACCACCUGUUCCAGAACGUAACGCCGAACUCCUUUCCAAAAUGAACAAUAAGAGAGUUCCGCCACCACCUCCACCGCGUACUAGCUCGCGGAGCCCUUUGGCUAGCCCCACUAGUCCCCAUGUCCCUCACCAUCGAGGUCAUCAGCAGCAAGCUUCAGUAACUCUCUCCGAUUGCGAACAGCAACACCGAACCUCGGAGGCCACUGAUUCCGGCAGUGAAUCGGUUUGCUCUGACAAUUCACAGCGUCAGCUCGCGUUAGAGCUUCGUCAUCAAGAACUUCUCAAGAAGCAGCGCCAACUGCAAGAACAAUACCAACGCCUACAGCAGAUGAGUAAAAAUGCGGUUCCACUAGCACCUGGUUCGAUGGGCCAUGACAUCAAAAAGACGGGGAGCGAAUCAAAUCUUUCGCUCAAAAUGAACUACAAUAUGGCUGUCAGCGGAUCGAUGAAGAAUAUUUGCGAUGACACUAGCUCAAUAGAUGCAAGUAGUGUUUCUGGCAACAUAGAAAAUCAGCAUAAUAACGAACUUAGUCAUACAAUCGAUUCUCAUGUUGGCGAUGAUGAGCUCAAUGGUAAAUUAGGAACACAUUCUUCACACUUAACCAAAACUACCAACAAAGUGUAUGAAACUGACAUACUGUAAUGAAACACCUAAUGGAAUGCUCUGAACGGUCUACUUCAUAACAUUGACUGCCAAACUCUUUUAAUUUAUUGGGUAUACAAUUUCUCUAACUUUGACAGCGCACACUAAAAUGCAUUCAAAUUAUGUUAAACCUAUGCACUACCGACCAUUGGUGUCCAUUGGUUACGGUGAACACCGCUGUAGUUUUAUUUUUAUACUUAUUCUGAAACAAUUUGCAUUGUCUUAGAAACCAAAAACUCCCACGCAGAAGAUUUCCCGAUUUACAAUUGGUGUUGAGUGAGCAAAAGCCAAGAAAAGAGUACUAUAUAAAGUCUCUUUCAAUUUCAUUUUGCCAAAAAUGAACGAAUGUGCCAUUUUUGUAAAUGUGACCUCUUUACUGAUUCGUUCUGAAUUUAAAUUUAAACCACACAGUGAAAUGCAGCCUAUAACCAAGCAGACACAACUAUCUCGUCCGAUGCCACCAUAACCUAUAAAUAUGAAGUUAGUUCUACUAAAAGCAAAUUAGAAAAACAACACAAUGGACAAAUUUAGAAAAACACAUGUCACGAAAUGGUGCUUCUAAUUGGAAGAAGUUAACUAAAACGGAUCUAAGCUAUCUUUUCCGUGGAUGGUGUUGAAAUGUUGAAAUGUGGCCACUUCGAAACAUGUAGGAAACGUAACUUGGCGUUACUAAAAAUUCGGUAAAACUCUAUGAAAAAUGGCUCCACAAUUGCUUGCACGUACUUUGUAUAUGCAUCAAAUCAAUCACGAGCACACAUAUUGACACACACGUAAUACUAGCAAUUACUUAAAAGUAAUUCCCGGACAUUGCAAGAAGAGCACAAAGUUAAUUUAUCCAACUACAAAAAAGCGGUAUACUUUCAAUAAAAUCUCCGCAAACAACAGUACACAGUUCGGCCUGCCCUGAGUAUAUCAGCUAUUCUUCGCACCUAAUAAACGCAUGAUCAGUAUACGGAAUCUCGUAACUGUCGCGUACUACAUACUAGUCGAGAUAAUACACUGGUCAGACACAAGUUAGGUACUGGCAACCGUACCUCUAACAACAACGCUAACAUCUCAGACAGAACCCUAAAAUGAACAACCAAACGCCCGACCCGAGAAGUCCCUGAUGUAUGCGUCCAACGAAAUAGUUUCCAAACAUAAGGUAACAGCGACCAGGUGGAACAUACGUGUACGGUUCGUAAGUUUUGUGCUAAACAACUUGUGACGGCCGCGGCGUCGUGAUAUUUGCUAUUUGUUCUCUGGUUGUGCAGUACCCCUGUGCAAUUCAAAGCGUAUUUCACCAAUCAAAAUGAAAUGCCUAUAGAUGGUAAUAAAAGUAUAAUCCAAAUUUUAUAGGAACCUAGCCAUAUAAACUACCUACUAAGCCAUUUGUGCAAAAAACGACUCACAACCACAAAAGACACCCGCACGAGUUUGAUUGUAUUUAGUGGAAUCAGCAGUAAAAAUGUCAUGGAAAAUAUGAAACUUUGCACCGUACGCUCACUGAAUUUGUUAAUGAAUCUGCUUUAAGCGCAAGUAAGAUUGAAUCUUCCUCAUCACUGCCAUAAGGCCAACUUUCGCGUAAUGAUGCAAACGCAGAGUUACAUACAUUUUUAAAACAAUUGACUUUUUCGGCAAUAUUUCGGUUAGAACACGUAAAAAUCAACAAAGUCACAAUCGUGCAUCCUGAAUUAACAAACAAAUGUUAACCUCAACCGCAACAGCCACAGUCUCAUCUCCGUGUGAUUAUGUAAUUAGACAAGUAUGUGCGAAUGUAACUAAAGUUCAUUGAGUUUGUUGAGCUAUAAGUAUUUUCCUAGGGACUGUAUUGAGAACAAUGCGUAACCUAAAGUUUGUAAUUAGAACAUUUAGUUAUACAGCAGUGGCAGAAACGCGGCACCCAGAAGUGCACCACAUCGCCAUUGUUUUCUUUUCUCGGGUUAGGGCUCGAAACCAAAGGAAAGGAAAAUAGCAUAAGGCAGCAUGUGCUAAGGUCACCUAGUUUUAUGAAGUCGUUCAAAACUAUUACUUCAAUAUCGUAUGAUAGAAAGUUAUGCUUUGAACAAGCCAUAAAGAUGGAUUAGAACGCUUUGCGGAGAAUCGAAAAAUGUGCCACAUCUGGAUAGAGAUUUAAAACAUGAAAGCGUAAUGGAUGUUUUAAAUGCCAUUAAAACUAUGGUUCGUUUUUGAUAGUUUCUCGACAGUUAAGAACAUUUUAAUGCAUAAUAGCAUAGUAGUACUUAUAGGCGAGAGCCGCAAAAAAGAUAGCCGAAUCGUCGAUGGCUAUUUUCUUGACGGUGGAUUCCUGUCCGAUCAAAAAGCUGAGGCGCAACAUCCGCAGCAACCGAGCAGCGUAUUGCGCGAUAUCCUUUAAGCCCUUCGUGUCCAAAUCGAGACCGUGAAAUAUAUUUGACGAAAGUGCUUGCAAAAAUUGGAGGAAAGAUCAAUCAAAGAAAAAGUAAACGUAAAAAAUAGAGAAAGGAGUUUCGUGGCUAGUUAGUUAACUUAAAAUCACAUAUUACACACAUGCGCGAGCGCAAAGAAAUUCACCUCCGGUUUGUGUCAUUGAAUUAUUGUGUCAGUCGUCAGUAUGCAAUAUGUAAUGUUGGAUUUUUUCUACAAGAGAAGCAUCACCUAUUAUCCAUUUUUAUUAUAAAAUAAUAAAGGAUCUUCCAUAGUAAAUGAAGACUCGAUACAAAGAAGGUAAGAGUUGAAUGUGGCGUGCUUCUUGAACGUGACGAAUUGAAAAGAUCGCAGAAAAUUCGCAGUUUCUCGUUUUCCUGCCUGAGAGUUUUUCUCAGGCCGAAAAA